This is a messenger RNA of Chara braunii, 5362 nucleotides long. The record is from the annotation of a GenBank genome assembly. Lineage: Eukaryota; Viridiplantae; Streptophyta; Charophyceae; Charales; Characeae.
UGAGACCGGCCUCCGCCUCCUCUGCCGAGGCUGAUAUUGAGAUCGGAUUGAACGUUGCAUCGAUUUUCCAGAAGAUCGGACGAGGAGGAAGUUGGAACAACUCGAAUCGCACGAAAGAGGCCAGUGUAGCAGGAGAACGGAGAGCAUAUCGAGACGAUGAGGUGGGAGAAGAUACGGUUGAAGUCCCCAAAGGGCAAGCCUCCCGGCGAUGGCGGAGUGCACAAGACUUCUCCCCAACGACUCGCUGCUCAGGGUCCGGGUCGUAAAUGGGGCCACACUUGUAAUGCUGUCCAGGACGGAAAACUCGUCUAUGUGUUCGGAGGUUAUGGCAAAGACGAGCGACAGACAAACGAUAUCCACGCGUUCGACACAGUCAGCCAAACAUGGAAGAAACCCUCUGUGAAGGGAUCAGCCCCAACUCCUAGGGACAGCCAUACAUGCACCACCGUUGGAAAUAAACUGUUCGUAUUUGGUGGAACGGAUGGGAACAACCCGCUGAGAGAUCUACAUGUGCUCGAUACUGUAUCCAAUGUGUGGUCGAAGCCAAGGGUGAAGGGAGAUAUACCAUCGCCAAGGGAGGGCCACAGUGCAGCGCUUAUUGGCAACCGGCUCUUUGUGUUUGGCGGUUGUGGAAAGGCCAGCGAUGAUGCAGAGGAGACUUAUUUCAAUGACUUGUACAUAUUGGAUACGGAAACUAUGUGGUGGUCAAAGGGCAACACAACAGGAACAGCUCCUGCAGCCCGGGACAGUCACACAUGCUCAUCCUGGGGGAAUAGUCUUGUUGUGAUUGGUGGAGAAGAUAGCAACAACAGUUACCUGAGUGACGUCUACAUUCUCAAUGCUGAGAGUCUGGAAUGGAAACAGCUGGAGACUACAGGGCAGAAGCUAUCUCCUCGUGCCGGUCAUGCUGCUGUGUCCAUUGGCAAGUACAUCAUAAUCUUUGGUGGCUUCACAGACGAUAGGAAGCUGUUUAAUGACCUCCACAUUCUUGACAUAGAGACAGGAGAGUGGACCAAGAGCAAUGUGGAAGGUGCACGACCCUCCCCUCGGUUCUCGUUGGCAGGAGAUUGUGUUGAUGACCAGAAGGGACUCGUCUUCUUCAUUGGAGGCUGCAAUGAUAAUUUGGAAGCUCUUGAUGAUAUCUUUUUUCUUGAGACAGGGUUGCAGGGGCCUCUUGAAAAGCAACCGGUGAAGAAUGUGUCCAUGAAGAAAGAGCUGAAAAAGAGGAAGAGAGAGGAAGCCGCCAAACAUAGUAUCUCAGCGGCGGCGGUAACCGCAGCAUCAGCGGCAGGAAAGGACAGUGGAGGAGUGAAAUUGCAGAAUCAGAGCCAAGGAAACAACGAGGAAGGAGGAGAAACGGAGGCAGAGGUGGAUGGGAGGGCUCAGACAGAUGGGACGAUGAUGGAUUGCUCCAAGCACGUGGCAGCAAUCACGCUGGGAAGCUGUGCUAUGGCAGCAGUGGACAACCCGCUGUCUGCCCAGAGAUCGACCGUCAUACUGGCGUUGUCUCACGCACAAGGGACAGCAGGAUCUGCCACGCCUACGGUUGCACCAGGAGCAGGAGCUGCGCUUGUUGCAUUUUCACCUCCCGUACCUGGUUCUAUGUACACAGAGAGAAAGCCCAAGCAUAUUGAAAAGAUUUUUGAAGCGACUGUGAGUGAUGUGUUUCACUUUGGCUAUUGCAUAUCUGCCAACAUAGAUGGGCAACCGAUGAAGGGGAUGCUGUUCAGCUACAAGCCAGGUUUUGCACAAAGCGUGCAGGCCCUCAUGUUUCGGAAACAAUUGGCAGCUGAGGCAGCAAAGGAAAAGGAGAAGGAAGAUAAGAAAGCUGAACGUAAGGCAGCUCGUGCUGCGAAGGCAGCAAGACUAGCAGAAGCUGCUGCUGCGGAAGCGGCGGCGGCCAGGGCUGCUCUAUUUGCCACACCUACAAAGAUGGAUUUCAACCAUUGUCCUCCUGUGCAGAUGAUAGAGUUCUUGGACGGAGGGGUAGCGAACUACUGUGGGCAGAUUGAGCUUCAACACCACCAGCAUCAGAUGAUGCUUUCAGAGGUGGGGCAACAGGAAGGGGGCCAUCAGCAAGCGUCAAAUCAGGAACAGGGAGGGGUGCAGCCACAGGAAGGGCAAGAGCAACAGCAAGUCGAGCAAGGCAGUUUUGAGGGGCAGUUUCAAGAAAAGCAUGAUGAUAGGGAUCGAGUGCAAUACUGUGUUGAAGUAGAUGGCGACAGGUGUGGGGAUGUCGAUGAUACCGAAGAGGUGGAGGACGGAGGAGAAGACGAGGGGGAAGAUGCAGAGGAAAUGGACGAGGGUGAGGACGGCGAUGAAGGGGAUGAAGAUGAAGAAGAGCAUGAGGAUUACGAGCAGCAAAUGCAUGGUGUGGAACAUGAGACAGGGCCGUACCAUGAGCCGGUGGAAGCUGAUGAGCAGCAGGAGUAUGCCAUAGAAAUGCAACAAGCGCAACAACAGGAAUGCCAACAAGAUCAACAGCACUACCUUCAGUUGCAAACCCCUCAGCUUGAGCACGAGUACGUGUCCGUUGCGGCACAAAUCGACCCCUCGUCCGGUCCUUGCUCGGACUUCCCAGGUGAAAUGCACACGCAUGGACACAAGAUGGUGCAGCACUUUGCUCUCCAACGGGUGGAUAUCCAUGAGCAUCAGCAGCAACAGGGUCAGCAGGAGGACGAAGACACCCAGCAUCAGCAGCAGGUGAUUGCGGAUUACCCUGCAGAAUUGCAUGGCGAAGGGCCGGAAGGUGAAGGGGAAGCCGACGGGGACUACGACAGUGCUAUGGAGCAGCAAGUGGACGAAGAAGAAUACGUUGCACAGAUACAGACAGGAGACGCAGGACAGGGACAGCAAGAGCAUUAUGAAGGUGGGCAGAUUUCCCAAGGCCUUGGCGAUGUUACCGUGGAGGACUAUAGACAACACAUUGAGGUGGACGAAGGGCAGGAAGAGUAUCCUGGAAAUCGGGAGGAGGAGGGGGAUGGAGAGCAGCAGUAUAACAGGGAAACAUCGGAGGACGAAAAUGAGGGUCAGAACGGUUCCGAGAUGGCGACAGCAUGUAAACAGCAGCAAUAUGGCCACAUGCAGCAACAACAGCAAGAGUGUGAAAGCUAUGCGUCAUCGGGCAUGCAGUCGCCGGCCAAGGACAAUGUACAGCAACGCAUGUCGGAACAGCGGCACUUUGCCGCAGUGGAUAUCCGACAACACGGAGAUCAACAGCAGCAGCAGCAGCAUUACUUAACCAGUCCUUCCGAGCAGUCGCCCAAGCAAUACCUUCAAGGCGAUGCCGCUCAGCGUGAUCAGCAGCAGCAACAGCAGCAGCAACACCACCAGCAACAGUUGCAGCAGCAUUAUUCGCCAGCUGCGGUCAGUCAGAAACAGCAUCACUAUUCACAGGAGCACUUCCAAGGUCAGCCUUUGCAACAUUCACCUCAGCGGUUUGCACAUAGGCAAUCGCAGCAGCAUCAGGGCGCACAGUCGUAUCCCCAUCCUCAUGCAAUGUCACCUCAGCAAUUCCACCACCAUCAUCACCAGCAGCAGCAGCAGCAGCAGCAGCAGAUGGCGCAUGGAAAUCAGGGACAACCAUAUCACCGCACACAUCAACCACCCGUUUCACCUCAACACCACCGCCGUAUGCAGCAGACGCAUCAGGUGCAGGUUCAAAGUUCGCAGGCGGUGAUGUAUGGGGGACCUCAUCAUCAUCCUCUAGGGGGGCACAUGAUGGGGACAUCGCCGUCCAUGGUUGUCCCUUCGCCACAUCAGCAGGCGCCUCCUUACAGCGAUGGUGGCCUUGUCGAUCAGGGGAUGGCAACGAUCGGGCUUGGGCAUGGAGGGAGCGGACAGAUAUCGCAUCAGCAGGGUACGACACGUAUGUACAUGGGUCCCAUGUCUCCCAUGAGUCCAACCACUCAAGGGGGUGCAGCCUCUGGAGGGAGUGCCGGAAACUUGCUAGGGAGUGGAUUGAACAUUGGGAUGGGUCAGCCCAUGGAUGCAGUGCAGCAAGUAGGUGCAGCAGCCCCAUCGAUACCAGAUCAUAGCCACCAAUACCAGAUGUAUGGAAUGGGGAUGGGUGGCAUGCCCAUGCAUUACCCUCACGACCCCCAUCAUCAAACGUUACGGAGAGAGUGAGGUGAGUUUUUCUGUAAGAUAUAGGGGUGGUUUAAGUUGCAGUGAGUCAGUUGAUUUCACUGUCAUCAUAGACUCCAGUGACUUCAGUGAGACUUCAGUGACUUCAGUGCCCACUAUGACCUCAGUGACUAAAGGUCCAUGCUGCCAAAUCUACUCAUCGGUGAGCCAUGGUCCAUGCUGCUGAAUCUACUCCAGAGAAUGAGGUAAGAAGGGUGGAAAGUAGUGUGAAUCAAAGGGAGAGGUUGAGACUACAUAUUUCCAAGUAGUGGAAUGCCCCUCUUUUGGAAAGUGAAUUCAGAGAGGUGAUGAAGAGUUGAUUGAUGGUAGUUAGUUCGAUAGCUGAGCGUUGCGGGGGUGCUGAAUGGACCGCUGACUCUUCAGAGUCUCUGAUGUGUUCGCCAACAAUGGGUUACUCAGCAGAGAACAUUGAAGAGUGACACUAGAGGCAGAUUCAUAGUGUCUUAUUGUGCAUGAUUUUGACACGUGGAAAAGCCUUCAGUCUCGGGUAGAGGAGAAGCUAUACUCCCUGUGAGUUCCUGCCAGUUUCACCGACUCCCCCUUGCAUUUCGUGUAUCGCCAACAUCCACUCACUCCAUGCCUCACAUAUACUAUGUCACACAUUCUCACAGGUAGGCAGGUGUGACAUGAAUCCUCGGAGUCACCUGAGCGUGCCAAGUGCACUAGUCUAGGUAGGAACAACUUAGACGAAAAAAACAGCUAACUUACGACAAGGAGAACGCUGUUCGUAGCCAACAACAUCUACUGUUCCACACAGUCUUCGCACGAAUGCCGAUUAUUCUUUCGAGGCAUACUGUUCUUGUUAGGUAUAUUUAGCCCAUGCAAGCGAGCGAGCGAGCGAGCAAGAGAGAGAGAGAGAGCGAGAGAGCGAGAGAGAGAGAGAGAGAGAGAGAGAGAGAGAGAGAGAGAGAGAGAGAGGUGGUGUGGACAGAAUCCAGGGUAUGGGACCAUAUGGCUGAAAGUGAUCUUUUUGUUUACUUAGGACCACUGUUGCUAGCGAUAUGAUUACAGAUUGCGGUGAGGAGAAAGUCCUUUGAUUGGAGGGGGGGCAGGACGCAGCUCUGCACCUGGAGAUGGUGCAAGGGACAUGCAGACGCACUUGUUUGCAUGCACAUGCACAGCGAUGCAUGGGUAGGUAGUAUUCCCAUCGGACAUGUCGGCCAGGAACUUAGAUUUUUACCAAAUGUUACAUUUUUGUAAAUAUUGCCAUGAAGUC